Arabidopsis thaliana (thale cress) is the source of this 1344-nucleotide messenger RNA. RefSeq names its product Integrase-type DNA-binding superfamily protein (gene ERF53). Bases 95 to 1105 code for a protein of 336 amino acids. The record is from RefSeq and is marked reviewed. The transcript has a single exon. Gene Ontology annotation, biological process: regulation of DNA-templated transcription. Gene Ontology annotation, molecular function: DNA binding; DNA-binding transcription factor activity. Gene Ontology annotation, cellular component: nucleus. NCBI's taxonomy places the organism in Eukaryota, Viridiplantae, Streptophyta, Magnoliopsida, Brassicales, Brassicaceae.
UUUCAUAACCACACAACAAAUCUCUCUGUUUCUCCCGCUCUUGCUCUGUUUUCUCAAAGACAAAAGAGGACAUCGUCGUUGACUCCUCUUCUCUAUGGCUACUGCUAAGAACAAGGGAAAAUCAAUCAGGGUCCUUGGUACCAGUGAAGCAGAGAAAAAGGAUGAGAUGGAGUUGGAGGAGGAGUUCCAGUUUAGUAGCGGCAAGUAUAAAGAUUCGGGUCCUGGCUCGGACAUGUGGUUAGGAGAUGCUUCCUCUACGUCUCCAAGAAGUCUUAGGAAGACUAGAACCUUUGACCGACAUAAUCCCUAUCUCGUAUCUUCUUAUGCUACUCCUCAGCCGCCAACAACAACUACAUGCUCUGUCUCUUUUCCCUUUUACCUCCCUCCAGCGAUUCAAAAUCAACAACGAUUUUUACACCCGAAUGACCCUUCAGGACAAAGACAGCAACAAAUGAUCUCGUUUGAUCCUCAACAACAGGUGCAACCAUAUGUUGCACAACAGCAGCAACAACAACAACAUCUAUUGCAGUACUGGAGAGACAUUCUGAAGCUGAGUCCGAGCGGAAGAAUGAUGAUGAUGAACAUGUUAAGACAAGAAAGCGAUCUGCCACUGACGAGGCCACCGGUUCAACCCUUCAGCGCCACCAAGCUAUAUAGAGGUGUCAGGCAACGCCACUGGGGAAAAUGGGUUGCCGAGAUCCGUAAGCCACGAAACAGGACACGUCUCUGGCUAGGGACAUUCGAUACAGCAGAAGAAGCCGCCAUGGCCUACGACCGCGAGGCCUUCAAGUUGAGGGGAGAGACCGCUAGGCUCAAUUUCCCUGAACUUUUUCUCAAUAAACAAGAGCCAACUCCCGUGCAUCAGAAACAAUGUGAGACGGGGACUACUAGUGAAGACUCAAGCAGAAGAGGAGAGGAUGAUUCGAGCACGGCAUUGGCAGUAGGAGGGGUGAGUGAGGAGACGGGUUGGGCUGAGGCAUGGUUCAAUGCAAUUCCAGAGGAAUGGGGACCUGGAAGCCCUCUAUGGGAUGAUUACCACUUUCCCAUUUCUAACCAUAAGGACGAUCUUGACGCCACACAAAACUCUUCUUCUGAUACAAUUUAGGACCUUUGUUAGAAUAUAGAUAUGCUUAGUUGUAUGACUGAUCUAGCUUGUGUUUUUUUUUUGGGUGGAGACAGUUUUUGUCAUCUUCCACAUUUUAGAUUCUAUUUUCGACCAUCAUUUUUUUCUUGAUCGGUGACUAUGAAUCUAAUGGGGUCAAUCAUUUUCACAUAUAAAACUUAAGUAUUUGGUGUUUGUACUUCAUCAGUUCAUCUUAUUCCAUAGAAAGAGAGUGAGAAGUG